Molecule: messenger RNA, 1138 nt
Organism: Prunus avium (sweet cherry)
Lineage: Eukaryota; Viridiplantae; Streptophyta; Magnoliopsida; Rosales; Rosaceae
Gene: GLP7
Product: germin-like protein 7
Molecular function (GO): manganese ion binding
Source: RefSeq, a predicted model, not a curated record
CAUUCAAUUUUCAAUUGGUUGAACCAAACUAUACAAAGAGGACAAUGCACAAAACAAGAGUAAAACGACGUCGUUUGAAGAGACAACUGGUGAACAAAUGGGGCCAAGUGGCAAGCCCAACGAACCUACUGACAGCAAAAUCACAACAAUCUGCAUGAUUGAGCCUUUCUGGGCUUUAUCUCUUCUUUAACUUGCCUUGUAUUUUCCUCCUCUAUUGCCCUCUAAGCUACUCAAUCAUCUUCCCCCCAAUUAACCACUAAUUUUGCUAAGCAUCAUUGUCCGCACAUUUUCUCUAUAUAUAUUGCUCCAAACUGUUCUUACUGGAAACCACACAGCCAAAAUGAGAAUCAAUUCUUCCUUUGUCCAAUUAUUUCUCACCCUAGCUCUUCUAUUGGGCCAGGGCAAACCCGACCCGGAUCCGCUUCAGGAUUACUGCGUAGCAGAUACAAAAAUUCCCCAGUCAUUUUACCUCAAUGGUGCACCCUGCAUUAAUCCAGAGCUAGCAGCCUCAUCCCAUUUCACCACAUCUGCCCUAUCCAAGCCAGGCAACCCAAAAGCAAACCCUUUCGGGUUCAACGCCACCCUAACAAACACGCUUAACCUACCCGGGGUCAACACAUUGGGCCUGACCCUGGCCCGGGUUGACAUAGCGGCUAAUGGGAUGGUGCCUCCACAUUUGCACCCAAGGGCUUCAGAAGUCGCAAUCUGCCUCAAAGGGCUCCUUCUUGUGGGCUUUGUGGACAGCUCCAACCGUGUGUUUACCCAGCAACUAAAGCCUGGUGAGUCAUAUGUGUUCCCAAAGGGCCUCAUUCAUUUUGUGUACAACUACGACUCCGUGAACCGAGCACUGGUCUUGGCCGGGUUCAGUAGCCAGAACCCUGGUGUACAGAUUGUUUCACUUGCCACCUUCACUUCAAAGCCUUCAAUCCCAGUUGAGAUAUUGAAGAAAGCUUUUCAAAUUAGUGACCUGGAUGUUGACAGGAUUCGAAGGAACUUGGGAGGUUGAAUUAUUAUAUAUUGUACAUGUUGCGUUUGCAUAUAUGGCUGCGAGGAAAGUGGAAAGUGGAAAGUGGAAAGUUUAGCUUAGGUUUUCACAUAAAUACACAUGCCAACGGUCACAUAUAUGCCUACUAUAUAA